ACGAUACAUUCGUUUGAUUGUUGAAAAAGCAGAAGAUAGGAAAAUAUUUAUAUACAAAAGCAGGAGACAAUAAACAUGAAAGACAAUGGUUGCUAUCUGUAUAUUCGCGAAUUAUUUUUGAAGAGAACGAAAGAAGCUAAGAUUAUUAAAGUUUAUUAUUCGUUGAGCGAAUGUAUUCAUAUUCGAACUGUUAUUUGGAACAGAGUAAUGAACAUUUCUUGGUGACCUAUGCAAAAAAUCAAUAACUAAAGAAAAAUGGAGUCGAGUAAUGUGAAAGCAAUAAAAAACACGAACUAUUUUGUUCUUUUCAAAUUUAAUUCUUUGAAUAAAUUAAACAUAUUAUAAAAAUAAUACUCUAACUAUGGAUCAUUAAAAGUUUUAUUAAAAAUGAAAAGGCAUCUUAUGCCAAAUCGCUACAGAGGAAAACUUAACUGAGUCGCUGUCUCAACAUAAAUCAUCGAUAGCCUGUCAACCUUAGUCAACGAUUUUUUCAAUUAGGUUAAACUCGAUCUAAUUCAUCUGUGUUCGGUCUUUUUGUUAUGCAACUAUUUCUCUCUUUCUUAAUAUUAAAAUAUAUUCUAAUACAUAGUACCCAUAACAUUCAUCUCUAUAGCAAGUAUAUUUAGCGUGUGGGUGUUCCUUCGCUCUUAGUCCACCCAUAUAUACUCACAUACAUACACUCACAUCCACAUUCACCCUUUUAACGCGUUUUUACGUUUUUCUUCUAUAGUCUUGUUUGACUGAGCAGCGCUUUUUGCUGCAAGUCAUGCGCUGUGCUUAAAUGUAAGAAAAGACACAGCACUUGUCAGCGAUUUUCCAUGUAAGUGCUGUAAGGUGCUUAGAUAUAGCAAAAUCUAUAGCACUUUUAAGCGAUUUUCAUGGUAAGUGCCGCAAAGCGCUUAGAAAAAUGAACACUAUCAGCGCUUUUAAGCGAUUUCAAUGGUAACUACUGAAAAGCACUUAGAAAAACCGCUCUCUAAGCUAAAAUAAGGAGCGUAUUGAAGCGAAAGCCUUUUUAAGCCGCUUGUAAAUAGCUUACAAAGGCAAAAAUUUUCCCAUGGGAAUGCAUCAUUAGAAUAAAACGAAUAAUACCUACUACUGUAUCCAUGAAUGUACUAAUAUCAUGGAAACAAGAUGUCUAAUUUUUGAUGUCUAAUAUCUGCUUUUCUUACGAUGAUUUACAAUUUUUCGUACUAGUAAAUUUCUGAUUUCUGAUUUUUCAACAUGUAUGGUAGGUUAUUUUCGUCAAGAAACAGAAUUCAGCCAUUAGAGAUUUUGUAAAAGGUAUUAAUAAUUCAAGAUUUGCCACGAUCUCAGUAAAACGAAAGUGCUUGAUGAACAAAUACAGGCAAUGUUUUUUCGAAGAAUGAAUUUGUUCAAGUAAUGAAAUAAAUUUUUUCAAUAGAUUAAUUUUGAAAAAGCUUUGAUUGACGGUGCCACUGUUCCGAAAAUGUCAUUUCAAUUCAAAAGGUUGAACAAGUCACUAACUUUGAAAAUAUGCAUAAUAAAUGAUGGAUAGAGACCAAAACUGUGCAGUCAUUAUAGAACAAUCUAUAAUUGAGCAUUGUCUAAAUAGCAAAUAUUGAGUUUUCAUAAAAGAACACUCGAUUAUUACUCGCAUUGACAAUCGAUCAUACACAUGACUCUCUAUUUCAUCUUAAUCUAUGCUCGAGAAGAAUAUCAGACAAAGAGCUCGUCUGACAGAAAAAUGAAGGAAUAAUGGAUAGCUGACUGAAAAAAAUCCAAUGAAUAACUUUUAAUUCAACAAAAUAGUUGAAACAAAAUGAUCGCUCUUGACAAAGUUAAAGACUUUAACCAAAAAAGAUUUCUCGUGUUGUAGCAAAUCCGAUUUCCGCGAAGAAAAAGUUCUCUCUCUCUCAUUUUAUAGUUUUUCUUGUCUCUAUUUUAGAUUAUCCAUUACGUUCUCCAUUCAGCACCAACAUUCAUCCGAAUGCUCGAUGGCAGCAGAAUGGUAUCACUGUGGCUGGAGGAAAUCGACAAGGCAAUGGAAUCAAUCAACUCUCAAACCCAUGGGGUUUGUAUGUUGAUGAUGAUCAAACAAUCUAUGUUGCUGAUACAUGGAAUCACCGUAUUGUGGAAUGGAAACGAGGUGCAACAAGUGGCCAAGUGGUUGCCGGUGAAAAUGGACAAGGAAGUGGAGAUCAUCAAUUGAAUUACCCAUAUGAUGUGAUUAUCGACAAAGAAAGAGAUAGUCUCAUCAUAUGCGAUACUUCGAAUAGAAGAGUGGUUCGAUGGCCUCGUCGAAAUGGGACAAGUGGAGAAACAAUCAUCUCCAACAUCGAUUGUGUGGGUUUGACAAUGGACGAGAAUGGAUCUCUCUAUGUCACUGAUGAUGUAAAAAAUGAAGUGAGACGAUAUCGAAGAGGAGAAUCUCAAGGAACAGUGGUUGCAGGUGGCAAUGGAAGUGGAAAUCGUCUGGAUCAACUCUCUCGCCCACAAUACGUAUUCGUCGAUCGAGAUCAUUCAGUGUACGUAUGUGAAUGGAACAAUCAUCGUGUGAUGAAAUGGAUGGAAGGUGCAAAACAAGGCAUUGUCGUGGCUGGUGGUCAAGGAGAAGGAAAUGGUCUUACACAAUUGUCUUGUCCUCAAGGAGUCGUUGUCGAUCAAUUGGGCACUGUCUAUGUGGCUGAUGAAUGGAAUAAUCGAAUCAUGCGUUGUCCUAAAGGAGCCACACAAGGAAGUGUCAUUGUUGGUGGAAACGGUAAACGAGGACAAUUGAACCAACUCAACCAAUAUCAAUUCAAAUGGGUAACGGAUGUUGCGCUGACAGAUGUUCAUAAAUGUGCUUUUUUUCGUGAGAACGAUUCUUGCAAUAAAUGA
Molecule: messenger RNA, 2841 nt
Organism: Rotaria sp. Silwood1
Lineage: Eukaryota; Metazoa; Rotifera; Eurotatoria; Philodinida; Philodinidae
Source: the annotation of a GenBank genome assembly